This is a messenger RNA of Knipowitschia caucasica, 1842 nucleotides long. NCBI's taxonomy places the organism in Eukaryota, Metazoa, Chordata, Actinopteri, Gobiiformes, Gobiidae. The record is from the annotation of a GenBank genome assembly.
AUGUGGGGGGGGUGGGGGGAGGGGGGUGGGGUGGUGGGGGGGGGGGGUGGGGGGCGGAGGGGCGUCUCGGGAGGAAGAGAGGCGGGGUGGGGCGGCACAUGGGGGCAGGGCGUGAAGGGGAGGAGGGGGGGGGAAGGGGGGGGUGGGCGGAGGCGGUGGAGGGGGGGGGCUGCGCGGGUGAGGGGAGAGGGGGGGUGGGGGCGGCAGGGGGUCGGGGGAGGGGGGGCGAGGACGGUGGUGAGGGGGGAGGAGGGGGGAAGGGGGCGGGUGGCGGGGGGAGAAGCUGGGGGGGUUUUUCGGGGGGGGGGGGAGACGGGUAGGAGGGGGCGGGGUGGUUGUGGGUCGUGGUGGGGGGGGGGAGCGGGGUGGGAGUGGCGGCGCGGGGGUCGUGGAGGCGCAUGGGGGGGAGGACGGACGGGGGUGGGGGGAGGGGGUUGGCCGAGGGGGGGGGGGGGGAGGGGAGGGGGGGGGGGGGGGGGCGGGUCGGGCGGGCCUCGUGCGGGGGCGAGGAGGGGGGGGCGGGCGGGGGGGGGGGGGGAAGGGGGGGGCUGGGGGGGGGCGGUGGGGGGGAAAGGGGGGGAGGAGGGGGGGGGGUGGGCGGGGGGGGGCGGGGGGGUGGGGGAGGCGGAGGGGUGCGGAGUGGAGAAGACGGGGCAGGGUCGGGAGGGUGGUGGUGGGGCGGCGCGGGUGGGGGCAACAGAAGGUCGUAGCGCGGGGGCGGGGGGAGACGGGUGGGCGGGGUGGGGGGGGCGGGGGGGUGGACGGGCGUGGGUGCGGAGGGGGGCCGGGGAGGGGGUGGGGAGGGGGGGGGGGGGGGGGGGGUGGGGGGGGGGCGGGAACCGGGGGAGGGGGCGCGGAGGGGCGCGCGGCGGGAUGCGGGCGGGGUGGCAGCGAGGGGCGACGAGGGGGGGUGCGGGCCGGGGGUUGGUGGGGGGAAGGGGGGGGGAGGGGGGGAGGUGGGGUAGCGGACGUGCGAGGGGGGUGAUGUACGGGUCGGUAGGCGGGAGGUCGGGUGAGAGUGGCGUGGAGCGGGAGAAGGGGGUCGUGGGGGGAGGGGGGGGCGGAGAGGAGAGGGGGGUUAGGCGGGGGAGGGGGGGGGGGUGGUGGGGGGGGGCGUGGAGGGAGGGGAAGUCGGGGGUUUCGGCGGGGGGGGGUGCGUGGAGGGAGGGCGGGGGUAGGGGGGGGGUGGGUGGGGGGGGGGGGCGCGGGGGGGGGGGGGGCGCGGCGGGGGGGGGGGAGCAUGACGGGCACACGCGUGGGGGGGGGGGAGGGGGGGGGAGCGGCGGAGGGGGGGGGGGCGGGGGAGGGGAGGCGGGGCAGGGGGGGGUGGGGGAGGGGGCGGGAGUGGGGGCGCGUGGUGGGGGAGGAAGAGCGGGCGGGGGGGGGGCAAGCGCGCGGGGGGGGGGGGGGGGUAAACGUGGGGGGGUGGGGGGGGGCGGCAGCGGGCGGCGAGGGGAGGGCGGGCGGCGCGUGGGGGGGGGGGUUGGGGUGCUGGGUGUGGGGGGGGUGGGGGAGGGCCCCAACGGGGUUGGGGGCGGGGUGGAGGGGCGAGGGAGGGGAGGGGGGGGGGGAGGACGGGGGGGGGGGGGGGCGGGCGGAGUGGGGGGGACUGGCGGAGGGGUGGAGGUGGCAGGGGGGGCGGGGCAGGGCGGCAAGGGUGGGGGCGGCGUGGUGGUUGGUGGGGAGGUGGGGGGUGGGGUGGGGGGGGGUGUCGGGGGGGGAGGGGGUGGGUGCGGAGAUGGGGGGCGGGAUGGGGGGGGGUGCGGCAGGCGGGCGCCUGGGGGGGGGGAGGUCCGGGGGGGCGUGGUGGGGCCAGGGGAGGCUGAUGGGCAGGCGCGGUAG